Molecule: messenger RNA, 3416 nt
Organism: Eublepharis macularius
Lineage: Eukaryota; Metazoa; Chordata; Lepidosauria; Squamata; Eublepharidae
Exons: 6
Coding region: 1833-3065 (410 amino acids)
Source: RefSeq, a predicted model, not a curated record
UGGCUGAAUAAACAGAGUCCGUAAUUCAAAAGCAUUGUCAAAGGCAGGCCAAGGUCAGUAGUCAGAGAAACAAUCUGAUAAGCCAGCGCAGGCAACAAGACAGUAAUUCAGAGAACUCGUUGAAGCCGCACUGAAGGGGCCCUCCCUCACGCUCUUAUGCUUUGAGUUUUAUGUCAGCUUGCAACAGCUGCUUUCUCUAAUGAGGUCCCUCCUCCCUCUGGAAAGGCCGAUCAGCUCAGAGCUCUGAGGCGUGCUGAUCUACAUCGGACCGGAAAGAAAUUAACAAAUACAGAACAGAGAAUAAGUUAUAUGCUGCUGUCAGGAACCCCAGAAAAUGGAAAUGAAUGUCUUACCACGUGUGAUGUUUUUGUUGCAAACAAUUCCAAUUAUCCGAGAUUCCAAACAAUUUGACAAGUGGCAAAGGAAAAUAUCAGACUUUGUCUGGGCAGGCAAGAAACCACGUGUGAAAAUGAAAGUGCUGCAGGAUGCAAAGGAAAGAGGUGGUUUGCAGCUGCCCAAUAUAAGACUAUAUUAUGAAGCAAUUUGUCUGACAUGGCUAAAGGACUGGAUAACGUUGAAAAACCGCAAAUUGCUGGCCUUGGAAGGAUACAAAAAAAUAUUUGGAUGGCAUGCGUACCUGUGGUACGAUAAAGUAAAGGCAGAUUCUGUUUUUGCAUCACUAUAUUUGAAGAAGCCUCUUCACAAUCUGGAAAAAAUAUAAGGUUUAAAUGGAAGAUGGAAUUCCUUCAUGGGUGGUACCAUAUGAAGUAAUAGAUCCGAGAACUGUCGAUAAUGAGCAACAAUGUUUAACUUACAAGGAGAUAACACAAAUACAAGAUUCAAGGUUAAAAAUAAAGUCAGAAGAUGAGUUGUCUCCUUGUUAUGGAUGGUUUCAAUAUAGACAGAUCAGAGAUCUCUACAAUUCGGACUGUUUAAAAGGAGGAAUAAGAAUGGAAAAUUCAGAAAUAGAAGAAGCGAUAUUGAGUUAUUUCACACUCACACUUAGCAGCGUAUCUGUCCCUGGUUUGCAUCCCAUGUUUUCAGAGUUUUCACAUUAGCAAGGCAUCCAUGGGACGCGGAGCCGCUGUCAGUCCGGGUUAUCCCCGAUUUUUCUCACUGCGGACAUACCACGAAUUUUCCCAUAAUCCGCUGCCAACUCAAUGCUGAUCCGAUAAAUCCCAGUGUGAACACUUUUGUCCCUUUUUUGCUUCUCUCUCCCCCCGCUAAUUCUUGUCGUCGGAAGCUGAUUGGUCUGCGUCUCCGGCUCCCCAAAUGCUUCGUCUGCCAUUUCCCCCCCGCUAACUAACGUUUCAGCGGUACAUCUCCAUUGGUGCCAUCUCUAUUCUUCUCUCCCCGUCUUUUGCAUCCUGAUAACUUCGUGUUAUGCGCCUCACAUUUCCAAACCCCCCCCCCUUAAAAAAAAAGUUUGCCUAGCGGUGAGCGAUUGUGGUCAUGAUGAACCAAACGUUUCAUUCCUCAGUGACAACCCCUCUCCACCCAAAACUCUCUGCAUUUUGACAAUUCAAUCAGGAACCACCAUCGACAUUUUCCAGUAAUGAAAAAUAAAAUUGGCCAUAACGUUUCUGCGUUCUGUGGAUGCAAAGGUGCAUUGGGACAUCUCCACUUGUGUGAUCUACAUAUUUUGACUCCUUUUUUCGGGAUGGGAAUGGGGUUGGGGCAGUGGGUGGUGCCCUCAAACGAGGUUCAAACUCACCCCUUCUGGGAUCACGUGAUUUUUGUGGACCAAUGGGGUGCCAUUAUUUGCUGGGCGGGAAAUUCAACUCCUGCGAUCUGUGCCACUUCUGCGCACUGCUCAACGGUUGCUCAAGGAAAUGGCUGCACUAAAACCAUCCAGCGGGAGAGGGGUCUCCUGGAGGGAGAAGGAGACAUUGGACCUCAUUGAAUUUUGGGGUGAGGAGAAGGUGCAAGAGGCACUAUUGCUCUGUCAUAGGAACAUUGAUGUUUUCGAGCGCAUCUCAGAGCAGAUGGUGGCGAGAGGCCAUGCAAGAACCGCACUCGAAUGCCGGACAAAAACAAAAGCUUUGAGACAGGAGUACAAGAGGGUCGCAGCACACAAUGGAAGAUCGGGAAAUGCCCCUGCAACAUGCCCUUUCUAUGCACAGCUUGCAAGAAUUUUCAGAGGGGAUGCAAGCAUACGGCCACAAAGGGUGGCAAGAAGUCUUAACCUGCAGUCGGUGAGCAAUGCCGACCCCUUGGGGGAAGAUCUGUCGAACCAUGGCGUUCCCGCUCCAUGGGAGGGAUCAGAGGAACUAUUCACACAUCCAAUGGUCACUCUACAUCUUCAGGCGGUCCCCGCUUCCACUCCCAAUGAUUCAGGGCUGGCGCAGGUUUCAGCGGAGAAGGGCUCUGUGAAAGGAGAGGGGGACUUCACCUUGAUCAGCAAUGUGCAAGGUUCUUCCACGGAACAAGAAACAUCAAUCGGAGAAGCACCCCCCAUGGCCAUGACCGAUCCAGAGGAUGAAAAUGCCACAGAUGAUCCAGAUUUAACUCAGGUAGAGGAGUUCCCGGAGGUGACAGGACAGGGCGCAGAGGAUCCGCAAGGAGAUCUGAACAAUCCACCAGCAGUGGAACAACCGCAGGUCCCCACGGCACAACUGUCUCCAGCUACGCGCUUAGAAAAGGCGCGCACCAGAACCAGGCGCGUCUCUGUCCUCACCAACGUUGCAGAGAGAAUGCUAUCUCAGGCACAGAGGGAGGAACAGAACAACAGAAAGGAACGUGGAGAAAUUCUGGAGGCAACCAGCCAUUGGCGUGCAGCCAUGGAAUCAGAGACAAGAUGGCACGAGGACAUUAUCAGGGAGGCAAGAGAGGAUCGUAGGGCUUUUAUUGAGGCACAGUCACAAAAUAUGGAGGGGCUUAAUAGGGCUGUUGGUGCCCUCAGCUCCUUGACUGAACUCUUUGUCAGGGAGCAAAGAGCAGGCCCGGUUGCAGAAACUUCACAAAAUGCCAACAGCAAAACACGCGAUAACGAUCAUGAUAAGGCACCACUAAGAAAAAGGGCUCGGAUCAUUAAAAAGAGAGAAAGAUAUGAUCCAUCCCUCUGAGCCCCACAUGUUUUUCCGGUGCAGCAUUUGGGUUAGAGUCUGCAUAUCACAUGUAUCAUUGCUGUUGAAAUUAUGUUUGUCACAGCUGUAAUUGUGUUUUUCGAUGUUGGCGAGGGGUUGACAAUGGCCAUUAAAAAAAAUUGGAUUUUGUUACGCACCGCAAACCAGGUGCGGUUUGCCAGAUCUAUUUUUUGACCACGGUUGUUUGAAAUGUUGACCCACGGGAGAAACUUCACAGUUUUAAAUUUGUUUUUUAUUCUUUUCAAAACUUGAAAGAUUACAUGUGAGGCAUCAUAUGGACACUUAACUAACAUGCAUGUUAAAUAAAUCUUUUCUACAUCUCCUUAAACC